Messenger RNA from Mugil cephalus (flathead mullet), 2456 nucleotides. RefSeq names its product myotubularin related protein 6 (gene mtmr6). Gene Ontology annotation, molecular function: phosphatidylinositol-3,5-bisphosphate phosphatase activity. The transcript is spliced from 15 exons. The record is from RefSeq and is a predicted model, not a curated record. Gene Ontology annotation, biological process: dephosphorylation. Bases 192 to 2189 code for a protein of 665 amino acids. Gene Ontology annotation, cellular component: nuclear envelope. NCBI's taxonomy places the organism in Eukaryota, Metazoa, Chordata, Actinopteri, Mugiliformes, Mugilidae.
UGUCAGCGACAGUGGCUUUACGCGGAUGAGAGAGUGAAAUAAUUGACAAUAAACACAUAUCGUAUGCCGCCGAAAAAGCAAAUGCUUUUCGCGUAGUUGUUGCAGCCUUCAUCUUAUCAAUGAUACAGUCACCGUCGGAGGGCGUCGUUUGAAGCUUUGCAGUCGCUGACAGCUGUUUCUCCCCCGGAGAAAUGGAGCAUAUCCGUACACCAAAGGUGGAGCAGGUGCGGCUGUUGGAUCGCUUCAGCAACAAGUCCACAAAUGGCACUUUGUACCUCACAGCCACACAUCUCAUCUUUGUGGAGAGCAGCUCCAACAACUCAACCUCUGCUGGACAGGAAAUCUGGAUUUUGCAUCACCAUAUAGCCUCCGUGGAGAAGCUCUCCCUGACCACCACAGGCUGCCCCCUGGUCAUUCAGUGCCGCAACUUCAGGGUGGUUCAUUUUGUGGUCCAGAGAGAAAGAGACUGCCACGACAUCUACAGCUCGCUGCUACGUCUUCUACGGCCAGUAAACUAUGAGGAGCUCUAUGCAUUCUCCUACAACCCCAAACAAAACGACCAACAGAGAGAGGAAGGAUGGCAGCUCAUCGACCUGGGGGCGGAGUUUGAGAGGAUGGGCAUCCCCUGCGACCAAUGGCAGCUCACUGACGUCAACCGGGACUAUAAGGUGUGUGAGACAUAUCCACGUGACCUCUAUGUUCCCAUCACUGCCAGUAAGCCCAUCAUUGUGGGGAGUUCCAAGUUUAGAAGCAAAGGACGCUUUCCUGUACUCACAUAUUUCUACCAAGAAAAGAAGGCGGCGGUGUGCCGAUGCAGUCAGCCUCUCUCUGGGUUCAGUGCGCGAUGCCUCGAGGACGAGAGCAUGCUGCAGGCCAUCAGCAAGGCCAACCACAACAGCCGAUUCGUUUAUGUCAUGGAUACCAGGCCAAAGUUGAAUGCGCUAGCGAACAGAGCAGCAGGUAAAGGCUACGAGAACGAAGACAACUACUCCAACAUCCGCUUCCAGUUUGUUGGCAUUGAAAACAUCCAUGUAAUGAGGACCAGCCUGCAGAAACUGCUAGAAGUGAUUGGGUCUAGGUCUCUUUCCAUGAGCGACUACCUGGUUGGACUCGAGAGCAGUGGCUGGCUGCGACAUAUCAAGGCUGUAGUAGAUGCAGCUAUCUUUCUCGCUAAGGCGGUGACAGUGGAAGGAACCAGCGUGUUGGUUCACUGUUCAGAUGGAUGGGACAGAACAGCCCAAGUCUGCUCCUUGGGGUCGCUGCUCAUGGACCCCUACUACCGCACUAUCAAGGGCUUCAUGGUACUGAUAGAGAAGGACUGGAUCUCAUUUGGUCACAAGUUUGCAGACAGAUGUGACCAGCUGGACGGGGAUCCAAAGGAGGUGUCCCCCAUCUUUACUCAGUUCCUGGAGUGUGUCUGGCAGCUGACUGAGCAGUUCCCGCAGGCAUUUGAGUUCAGCGAGUGGUUCCUGCUGCAGAUCCACGAACACGUCCACUCCUGUCAAUAUGGAAACUUCCUUGGGAACAACCAGAGGCAGAGGGAGGAGUUGCAACUGAGAGAGCGGACUCACUCACUUUGGGCAUAUCUAAUGAGCGAAAAGCAGAACUACUUGAAUCCGUUCUACAGCCCCGCGUACUGUGAAGCGCAUCCUGUGCUGGAGCCCUCCACUCUGCCCUACAAUUUCAAGUUCUGGAGGAACAUGUACCACCAGUUUGAUCGGUCUAUGCACCCGCGUCAGUCCAUCCUCAAAACUAUUCUGACCCUGAGGGAAAGCAACCGCAAGGCAGAAAGCACACUGCAAGCACUGGAGACCAAGCUCCAGCAGCUCGGUGUGGCCCCCAUUGCGACCUCUGACCCUCCUGCGCCGCCUCCCACGAGAGAUCAGCGCUCCGGCACCCUCCCACCGCGUCCCGACUCCCUGAUCCUGGGCGCACCCAUCAACCGCAAGGAAGUGCAGCGCCGCGUGGAGGAGGAGGAGCAGGAGCAGCAGGAGGAGGAGGAGGAGGAGGAGGUGGGCGAGGAGGCCACGGAGGGCACUGACACCGAGCGGACAGUGGAGGGCAGCAGCGGCACCGAGAGCAGGAAGCAGAGCUACGGCGAGCUGGAAGGGACAUACAAGAAGGAGCUGGCCAAAGAAGAGCCGGCCGUCGUCAGCCUGGAGUUCGGCGUGGCCCGGAUGACCUGCUGAAACCGAGCAAGAGGGAUUGUGGGAUACUGAGGGACAAGCGGUUGAGCGAGAGGGCUUAUAGAAAUCGCGUGCGUGUCAAGAGGAAGCUGCCGUUCUGUAUGUGAUUAUGUGCUGAUUACACAAGGGUCCUGAGUGGGCCGAGUGGAUGAAGUUGUAUGUCUGUAUAGUCUAAAUCUCUAUGGAAAGCCUCAUUAUUAUCUCAUAAACAGCGCCUAUAUGGUAAAAAGCUUGUUUUUUUUUUUUUUAUGAAUGUUGAAAAGCACUAUA